AUGCCUAUCUCCGUCUCAAAGAGACGACCAAAAAUAUCCCAAAAAACUGAACCCAAGAAAUCACUUAAAGGUCCUCGUACUUGCUUUAAUAACAUUUGUUGGUUCUCCCCUAGAUCAGUUCUCUACCUUGUACCAGUCACGAUUCUCUUAAUCUUCUUAGUUUAUCUUUGGUCAAGUUCCACGACCGUUAUUUCCAAUGACGUCGUUCAUAUUUGCAUCUCUUCGCGGAAGCUCAACGAUCUUUAUUGUCUCACUGCCGGUUCUCAUCCCGGUUUACGUGUACCGGCCAACAAUUUAACUAAACCGGUUAGUAGAGAUGUGCUAAGAAGCAAAGAAGAGAGGAGUGUUGUUGUUCGUGGUAAAGAUGGAGACAAGGGUUUCAUAAAGAAUGAAACUUUCACGGGAGACAACACCGCAGGAACCAGAGUUUCUGUUCUUGUUCAAGAUUCUAAACCAAAGAAAGAGAUCAAUCCCAAUCUCCUCAUUGAUUGGGAUACAGAAACUGGAGAGGAAAGACACCGAUACAUCAAACCGAAGGACGAAAAUGAGGAGAGCGCUCUAAAGUCUUUGGAGGAGUAUCUUCAAAUACAAAGAUCCUGGCUAUCUGUGGGUAACAACCGCGGAGAUCCAGGAUCUUGCGAAGGAAAAGGGGUUUAUGUUUAUGAUUUACCCUCCAAAUUCAACGAAGAUUUGUUGAGAGAAUGCUCGGAUAAGGUUCUAUGGGCCAAUUUUUCCAGCUUCUUGAAAAACGAUGGGUUUGGUGAAUCUAUUGAGAAUCUUGGUAAAGGCUGGUUUAGAACACAUCAGUAUUCUCUUGAGCCUAUCUUUCAUUCUCGUGUUUUAAAGCAUCGAUGCAGGGUUUAUGACGAGAACCAAGCGAAGCUCUUCUACGUGCCGUUCUAUGCUGGUGUCGAUGUUUUGAGAUGGCAUUUCAAGAACGUUUCUAAGGACGUGAAGGAUUUUUUGGCGACCGAGGUUGUUAAAUGGCUCGGAUCGAAGAAAUCUUGGAGGACAAACUCCGGGAAAGAUCACGUUUUCGUUCUCGGAAAGAUCUCUUGGGAUUUUAGGAGGCAAGUUAAUUUUUCUUGGGGCUCAACUUUCCUUGACAUGCAAGAAAUGAAAAACCCUACAAAGCUUCUCAUCGAACGCCACCCAUGGGAGGUCAACGACGUCGCGGUUCCUCAUCCAACGUUCUUCCACCCAAAAACCGACGACGAUAUCUCUAGCUGGCAAAACAAGAUCAUUGCAAAACCUCGCCGGAGCCUAGUCAGCUUCGCCGGUGGAGCAAGACCCGGUGAUCCAGAUAGCAUCCGGUCAACAUUGAUUGACCAAUGUACAUCAUCUCCAAACAAAUGCCGGUUCUUGAAUUGUACCAAUGGAGGCUGCAAUAAAGCGGAAUCGGUUAUGGAGCUUUUCCAAGAUUCGGAGUUUUGUCUUCAGCCACCUGGAGACAGUCCUACGAGGAAAUCGGUUUUCGAUUCCCUCGUAUCCGGUUGUAUUCCGGUUAUCUUUGACCCGUACACGGCGUAUUAUCAAUACACGUGGCAUUUUCCGGAUGAUCACCGGGCAUACUCAGUGUACAUAAACAAAGAGGAUUUGAAGGCAAAGAAAGUGAAUGUGAUUGAGAAGUUGAUGUCAAAGACUCUACGGGAAAAAGAAGAUAUGAGAAGUUACAUUGUUCAUGAGCUUUUGCCUGGUCUGGUCUAUGGAGAUUCUAAUGCUAAGUUUGAGAGAUUUCGAGAUGCUUUUGAUAUAACUAUGGAUAGUUUGCUCCAUAAGAUUUCAAAGAAUUUGUAA
Arabis nemorensis is the source of this 1797-nucleotide messenger RNA. The record is from the annotation of a GenBank genome assembly. Lineage: Eukaryota; Viridiplantae; Streptophyta; Magnoliopsida; Brassicales; Brassicaceae.